CUCCCCAUACCGAAAACAGAACUCUCUCUCUCGAUAUUUGCGUUACUUUUCAUAUCGCCUCCUCGCUCCGAUUCUCUCCCCCUCUCUUCCGGCGACACUCCCCCCCCAAAAAAGUAUUAAAACCCUAGCCGCGAUUUCUCAUCGUCUUACUUUCGAUUUUUGAUUCCAAUCGACUCGUUUAUGGUUGUUUUGCAUGUUUCUUUGUUGUUUCUUUUUUUUUUUUGUAGGGAAACUCGAAGCCGUGAUUUCUCUCUCAAUCCAGCAAUGGCGAAGUAUAGGAGGAGGAAGUUUCGGGAGGAGUCCAACGGCGCUUCUGGAGAGUUCCCCGAGCACGGGGCCAUCUUCAUGUCCAACAGCUCCACCAGAAGGGAGUGCCUUAGACGAGAGCUUUUCGGUUUGCCGAUGGGUCAAGCUGGUUUUGUGAAACAUGUCAAAGCUGGGAUGUUUUUGUUUUUGUUUGAGUUCGAGACUAGGGAGCUACAUGGUGUGUUUCAGGCUUGCUCCGAUGGUGCUAUCAACAUUGAGCCUGGUGCUUUCUGCUCUACUGGGAAACAGUUUCCUGCUCAGGUUAAGUUUACUGAGAAGUGGCGUUGUAGGCCACUUGGUGAGAUGGAGUUUCGUCAUGCGAUUAGUGAUAAUUACUUUACUGCGAAAAAGUUCAACUUUGGACUCUCAAAGUCACAGGUUCAAAGUCUAUUGAAGCUGUUUAGCUUGAAGAAGUUAGAGAGAUCAUUGUCCACUAGAAAACUAGAAAGUAGGUUGGGAAAUGCAGAUGGUGGUCGCGGCUUUAGGGAUCGUCGUGCAGAAGAAACUGAGGUAGAUGUUGACCGUAAGCUUCCCUUAAGAGUUACAUCUACAGGAGAUGCUCCUGGUCGCAGGUUAUCAAAAAACUAUGGGUUUAGGGGUGAAUCUGAAAGUCGCGUCAAAAAAGAAGAGAGUGGCUACUCCCGAGAUGCGUCUGGGGUUUUUAGGAGACUGGGUGAUCCCAAAUCGCGUGGGUUCGAGGAUAGAUAUGACCCUAGCAUGAAAAAUAGCUCUAGGACAGAUGAUGACGCUGAUUAUUCGCUAGUUAAUGGUCGAAGAGUCCCAAAGAACUUGACUCACCCCGCAGGUGGCUGGCUAGAAAACGAGUACCAUGAAAGAGACGGCUUCACACAUGAAAGUAACCACGAGGAACACCCUACUUUUGAAGAAGAUUCAGCGGUUCCUGCUCAAAGCUCAGUACCUCCGGAAUCAGACACAGAACACUAUGACCCUUGUAAUCCUGGGAUCAUGGGAGGUGCAGCGAUGGAAAGCUCUAGGUAUGAUAUUGAUGAAGAACCGGACUACUACAUUCCAAUGCCUACUGAACAUCCUCAAUACCAAACUAGCACUGGCAUAGCUGGAGCAUCUCGUUCUGAAUAUGAAUCUAGAUAUGGUCAUCUUGGUCAUUCUCAGCUUCCUGGUUUUCUAGCUUCUGAAGAUGCCACGGAGAACAUGAUGAUGAACUCUGAGAGGCCGUCUUACCCCAGCCACAGCAUCUACCCUUCCUUUGCUUAUCCUUUGUCGACAGAUUUGUCUCCCAACGAGGAAGUCAACUAUAAAAUUGCAGCAUAUCAACACCAAGAAGAACUUGGAGGUCAUGCUUCUUAUUCGGACUAUAGGACGGCAAGGGAUCCCAGGAUUUACCCUUCUUUUGCUUAUCCUUCAGAGCCAGGGGAUGGAGUUGAUUUGUAUCAAGAGAACAGAGCUCAGAACAAAGUUCAAGAUCAUCAACAACAUGAAGAGUUUGGCAGUGAGGCUUUUGACUCUGACAAUAGGGUGAUUCGAAUGAAAGAUGGUGUUAGUCCUGCUGAACCUGAAAGAAAGAGAGCCAGAAAAAGUGUCUUUAGUAGGCUUGUUAUGCCUCCAAAAGAACCUGAUGCUGAAAAGGAUCCUUCUCCGGUCGCUGAACCAGUCAAUGAGGUAAUGGCGUUUCUAAACGAAUGUCAAAAACAUCUGAUGGAGCAAAAAAGACCAGAUACAGCUGAUCUUGUAAGGUUUGUUAAACCCAAGAAGAAAAAGGAAAAGAAUCAUUCAAAAGAGGCACUUGACAAUGGUUCGAUGAUUCCUUUUACCGAGACUAGUCCUGGUGAUAUGUCUGAUUGUGAACAAGGGGUGGAACAUAAGCAACCAUUCAUCGACUUUAAGCGUCGUAGCCAAGCUGAAAAGAGCAAUCUAAAUCAAGAGUGUAAAGAGAGCCUCGAAGAUUCAGCUCCUCAGGACAAGAAAAGGAAGCUACUGAGGCCAAGACUAAUCGAAGACGACUCGGAAAAGGAUAGAGGAAACAAUGAUAAUCCUAUUGAAACUGACACGGCCCCAAAGUCAGCUAGUGAAGUCCCCCUCCUUGAUCUCCUUGCACGGUUUGGUCAAUAACCAUUCACACUGAGAUGGAAACACUAAAGGACAGAACAAGGCCUCUAGGAGAGGAUAUGUAUCCAAUUGAAUGUGGACGUUGAUCCUUGGCAGUUGUCUUUUAGUUUCUUCCUAAGAUGAAGGUGGUCAAUCUUUUUUUUCUGUAUCUUCAUAAACAUGUUGGUCAUAUCAUAUCUAGUAGCAUUGAACAAUGCUUACAUGCUUUGGCAAAAGAGCAGUUUCAAGUUAGGAUUGCUUUGGGUUUUUUUUGAUGGGAUUGCUUUCAAUCUCAUUACUAGAAUUUUGUAAAUGACUUUGCAUAAGGCAAUUGGUGAAGAGGAAUCUCAAUUUUUA
This is a messenger RNA of Brassica oleracea var. oleracea, 2727 nucleotides long. RefSeq lists its product as uncharacterized. The transcript has 4 exons. The record is from RefSeq and is a predicted model, not a curated record. Lineage: Eukaryota; Viridiplantae; Streptophyta; Magnoliopsida; Brassicales; Brassicaceae. Bases 181 to 2394 code for a protein of 737 amino acids.